Molecule: messenger RNA, 1761 nt
Organism: Lentinula edodes (shiitake mushroom)
Lineage: Eukaryota; Fungi; Basidiomycota; Agaricomycetes; Agaricales; Omphalotaceae
Product: Alpha/Beta hydrolase protein
Exons: 14
Coding region: 1-1761 (586 amino acids)
Source: RefSeq, a predicted model, not a curated record
AUGUUCCUCCCACUCCUGACCGCUUUGUCGGUCUUAGGCUCCUCCUAUGCUCAAAUUAGUCUCGUAAACGUCACAAUCGACAAAACCUCCUUUGUAGGAGUGUACAAUUCCACCUUGGGUGUAGACACCUUCCGUGGCAUCAGCUAUGGGACGGCGGAGAGAUUCAAGAGGACUACAGCUCCUUUGUAUAAUGGGAACGUUACAGUGGUGAAUGCCACUGCACCUGGGGUUGCAUGUCCACAAGUUACGGUUAGCUCGAGUACACUUACUACGACGAACUACGGAGAAUACGGUUUCGGAGAAGAUUGCACCUUACUCGACAUUUAUCGCCCUCACAACACCACUAGAACCUCAAAGCUACCGGUCAUGGUAUGGAUCUACGGAGGAGGACUCACCCAAGGAGCUUCAUUUUCAUAUCCGGGUAGUGGUAUCGUUGCUGUUUCUUCCAAAAUGGAACUUCCGGUUAUCACUGUCAUCAUCAACUAUCGUCUUGCGCUAUGGGGAUUCCUUGGUGGCCAGGAAGCAGAGGAUAAUGGUGCCCUGAAUCUGGGAUUAUACGACCAGAGGGAUGCGAUGACCUGGGUGCAGAACUAUAUUUCUUAUUUCGGUGGAGACAAGGAUAAGGUCACCUUGUUCGGACAAUCAUCUGGGUCAAUGUCGAUCGCAUAUCAUUUCUUGACUGAAGACACCAAUCUCUUCCGUGCUGCUAUUCUUGAAUCUGGGGUUUCGACUUCCGUCCCCGUUCUCAACGCAUCUGUCAACCAACCGGUAUACGACGCCCUCGUUAACCUUGCUGGAUGCAAUAACUCAUCAGACACCUUUUCUUGCCUCCAAACCGCCGACGAAUCUGUGCUUGCGGAUGCAGCAAAUUCGAUUGCGAGUGCUCCGAAUUCCUACAGCGCUAGACCUUGGGCAGCUGCAAUCGAUGGUGAAAUCAUCCCUGAUAGUCCCGCUGUUCUUACAGCUCAAGGGAAAAUUGCUAAUAAACCCUUCAUCGUCGGUGACGUCCAAGAUGAAGGAACAGUUUUCGUUCAACCUCAAGCUUUAAACACAACGGAUGACUACAUUACCUGGCUUGGCCUUGAUUACGUUGGUCGCAACGCUCCGUUCCUCAGUAACGAAACAACAUUGGCAACGCUCGAGAGACUGUAUCCUGACGUAGAAGCGCUUGGUUCACCUUAUGGAACGGGCAAUGUAAGUUUCUUCGGAGAACAGUUCAAGAGGGGUGCUUCGACAUAUGGAGAUAUCCAUUUUCAUGCACCCAGAAGAAAUUGGCUUGAAGUCGCAGCAUCUAAGGGGAUGACCUCUUGGUGCUACGAGUUUGCUCAAACCCUUCCGUCCGUCCCAGAGUGGACUGGAGUUUUCCAUGCCAGCGAUGUCUUCUUCGUCUUCCUCGAACUCCCUUCGACAAGUCCCGAUUUUGCGCUGGCUGAACAGACUGUCGCUUACUGGCUCUCCUUCGCUACCCACCUGACUCCUAACCUCGCCGCUGCCCUCGUUGGUGCACCCUUAUGGUCGCAAUAUGGCUCAUUAAAGACCUCCCUGUACAUGUCUUCCAACGAGACGAAACUGGUUGUGGACAAUUUCCGAAAAGAACAGAUCGACUUCAUACGAUCCGUAGCUGACCAGUUCCUGGUGUCUCCCACGCCUACCGAGAGUGCAAGUGCUAGUGGCACUAGCAGUGUUGCGAUUGCGACUGCAAGUUCCUCUUGCCCGAAAGGUAUCAUAUGUAUGAGUGGACGCGUUCGCGGGGGUUCUUAA